This is a messenger RNA of Microthlaspi erraticum, 4110 nucleotides long. Lineage: Eukaryota; Viridiplantae; Streptophyta; Magnoliopsida; Brassicales; Brassicaceae. The record is from the annotation of a GenBank genome assembly.
AUGCCUCCGAAGAAGUCGCUUCAACAGCACCUUGCAGAACACGAUGAGUCAUUCCGAGGAGCACUCGCUGACUUUCACCAAGAUUUGCGCAACGUCGUGCGCACCUCCGUCGAAUCCGCUCUCCGCACAGCCCUUCAAGUGAGACAACAACGAGGUCCACACCUUCCUCGUGAUGAUGAACCAAUCUUUGCCGACACACGAGCUGAUCUUCUUCGCUGGGAAAACGGGUUUAAACUCGACCUACCAGAAUUCACGGGUAGUCUUCAACCUGAGGAUUUCAUUGAUUGGCUUAAUACUACUGAAGAAUUGAUGUCUUUCAAGGAAGUUCCUGCAUAUAUGAAAGUAGCCUUAGUUGCAACUCGUUUCGGUGGCCGUGCUUCCGCUUGGUGGCAACAAAUGAAAGACAAACGAGCCCGUCAAGGGAAGGACCGUAUUGUCUCUUGGGAAAAAUUGAAAAAGAAGAUGAGGAAAGCUUUUCUGCCAUUCAAUUACGCAAGAACGCUCUACACGAAACUGCAGAAUUUACUUUCUGAAGCUCAUCAACGAGCUUUGCUCGUGGAACAGAAUACACGUGCCACCGCGCCUUCCUGGAAUUCGUCUAAUCCUCGUUCGCGCAAUACUCUGUUCGAUCCACCAAAACCCUCUGACCCAACACCUGAUCAUGGAACUAAUGCACGGACUACAGACACGACUGACGGUGUUUCAGCACCACGGAACCCACGGUUACCAGUUUUCAAGUGCUUUGGUUGUGGAGAACAAGGUCAUAGACAAUCCUCAUGCCCUAAAGCUCCUCGUCGUGGACUGUUUUCUGAUGAAGAACCUCGCUAUGAUGUUUAUGGUGAUGAAGAAGAGGUGCCUCUCGAUGAUGAAAUCUUCAAUGGUGACACUAGUCGUGUGCUCGUCCUUCAUCGGAACUGUUUGUUACCACAAACAAAUCAAGAAUCUUGGCUUCGUACGAAUCUGUUUAGAUCGACAUGUACGAUAAAUGGGAAAGUUUGUCGCUUUAUGAUCGACUCCGGAAGCUGCACAAACAUCAUCUCGGAAAACGCAGUCCGCAAGUUGGCUCUGACCAUAGAACCUCACCCUUCACCUUACAAUCUUGCUUGGCUUAAUGCUACCACCGAGAUGCGUAUAGCGAGACGUUGUCGUGUGUCAUUCUCACUUGGCCCCAUCUACAAGGAUUCAGUUUUUUGCGACAUAAUGCCCAUGGACGUGUGUCAUUUAUUGCUUGGUCGCCCUUGGCAAUAUGAUCGGAGAACAUGUCAUGAUGGAUUUUCCAACACCUACACGUUUUCUUUUGACGACAAGCGCAUCACGCUAACGCCCACCAAAGAUGUUUCAUCUUCUUCCUCCACUCCUGCUGAAUCUUCUCCGACGCCUCCUCCAGCGACUUCGGGUUCUAAGGUUAUGCUUUUAAACAAAUCUGAGUUUUUUACAGAGCUACGUUCGUCUGAAUGUGUUUAUGUCCUCGUUAACGCUCCAACACAAGACAAAUUUUUGUGUGAAGUUCCACAUGCAUUUCAGACGCUUAUUUCAGAAUUCAAAGACGUUUUCCCGGAUGAAUUACCUGAAGGUCUUCCACCUCUACGAGACAUCCAGCAUCACAUUGACUUUGCGCCUGAAGCUACUCUUCCAAACCGCCCUCACUAUAGGAUGAGCCCAAUGGAACAUGAUGAGCUGCGCCGCCAGGUCGAAGAAUUGCUCUCUAAAGGAUAUCUACGUGAAAGCUUGAGCCCUUGUGCUGUGCCUACAUUGUUGAUCCCAAAAAAAGAUGGCACUUGGCGUAUGUGUGUCGACAGUAGAGCGAUCAACAAAAUCACAAUCCGCUACCGGUUUCCGAUUCCUCGUCUUGAUGACCUUCUUGAUCAAAUUGGUAACGCAUCUAUCUUUACUAAACUUGACUUGAAAAGCGGUUAUCAUCAGAUAAGAAUCCGACCAGGAGACGAAUGGAAGACAGCCUUUAAGACGUGUGAAGGGCUUUUCGAGUGGCUUGUGAUGCCCUUUGGUCUCUCAAAUGCCCCUAGCACCUUCAUGAGAGUUAUGAACCAAGCAUUGAGACCUUUUAUUGGUCGCUGCGUUGUGGUUUACUUCGAUGAUAUACUCGUCUUCAGUGUUUCGCUCGAAGAUCGCCUUGUUCAUCUCCGCGAUGUUUUGUUGGUACUCAGACGUGAGAAAUUAUUUGGUGCCGCAAAAAAAUGUGCUUUUGGAGUUUCUCAAGUGCUCUUCCUUGGAUAUAUUGUUUCUGGUCAAGGUUUAGAAGUUGAUCCAACGAAAAUUUCAGCCAUUAAGUCCUGGCCAGCACCAACUACAAUUACAGAGGUUAGGAGUUUCCAUGGUCUUGCCUCUUUUUAUCGACGGUUUGUUCCACAUUUCAGCAGUGUUAUGUCCCCAAUCACCGACUGCAUGAAGUCUACCUCUUUUGUUUGGACUCCCACUACUAAUGAUGCCUUUGAGCUUAUCAAGACGCGUCUUACCACAGCACCGGUCCUAGCCUUGCCAAAUUUUUCCUUGCCUUUUGAGCUUCACUCGGAUGCCUCCAAAACCGGCAUUGGUGCGGUUUUGAGCCAGCAAGGAAGACCUAUUGUCUUCUUUAGCGAGAAGAUUGCUGGACCACGUAGUCGCUAUAGUACGUACGACGUCGAACUUUACGCGGUUGUUCAGUCCAUCAAGCAUUGGAGACAUUACCUUUUCCACCGUGAGUUUGUCUUGUAUACGGAUCACGAUGCCUUGAAACAUAUGGGUUCACAAGACAAGGUCUCUUCACGUCAUGCUUCAUGGUUCGCCUAUCUGCAACAAUUUACCUUUGUGAUCAAACACACAGCGGGUCAUGCCUUGUUAUCUACACUUCAGGUUUCCAUCACAGGUUUUUCAAUCUUACCAGAAUUGUAUCCGAAUGAUCCUUAUUUUGGGAAGAUUUGGACUGACGCUCAAGUUGGUGUGGGAACCGAUUUUCUUCUCUUCGAUGGAUACUUGUUUCGGGGAGCUCAGCUGUGUGUUCCUGAGUGCAGUCUCAGAUUAAAGAUCAUCUUAGAACUCCAUUCGGAGGGUCAUGUGGGCCGUGACCGUACCUUACAGCUGGUUACUAACUCCUACUUUUGGCCUACGGUACGUCGAGAUGUCGAGCGUUAUGUCUCUCGUUGUGUGGUGUGUCAAGCAGCUAAGGGCCAUGCAUCAAAUGCCGGACUUUAUCUUCCCCUCCCCAUUCCCACUCAGCCUUGGACAGAUAUUAGUAUGGACUUUGUGCUUGGUCUUCCAAGAACACAACGUGGCCAUGAUUCGAUCUUCGUUGUCGUUGACCGCUUCUCAAAAAUGGCUCACUUUAUUCCUUGCAAGAAAACAACGGAUGCUUCUCAAGUCGCCACACUUUUCUUUCGUGAAAUCUACAAGCUUCAUGGUCUGCCAUUGUCUAUUGUUUCUGAUCGCGACUCAAGAUUUCUUAGCCAUUUUUGGCGAUCUUUGUGGAAGCUUUUGCGUACAAGCUUGGAUAUGAGUUCCGCUUAUCACCCACAAUCCGAUGGUCAAAUGGAGGUAACAAACAGAGCUUUGGGUGAUUUAUUGCGAUGCUUGGUUGGUGAUAACAUUCGUUCGUGGGAUGCAAUUCUUUGCAAAGCUGAGUUUGCUCAUAACCAUGCUAAGAAUCGAAGUACAGGGUUUAGUCCAUUUCGUGUGGUGUAUGGUAUGUCUCCACGAAGCCCUUUGGAUCUUUCCUUAGCUCCUGAUCGUACACGUUUGCAUGGUCGUGCUUGUGAUUUGGUCGAUGAGUUCGUUGAUAUACACUCUCAAGUGCGCACUAAUCUGGAAAGGGCCACCGCUAAGUAUAAACAAGACGCUGAUGCUCAUCGUCGUGAUCUUCAGUUUAAAGUUGGUGAUAAAGUUUGGGCUGUCCUUACGAAGGAUCGCUUUCCACCUGGCACCUACAACAAGUUGAAAGCACGUAAGAUCGGACCACUAGAAGUGUUGGAGAAAAUGAAUGAUAAUGCCUAUCGCCUUUGCCUUCCUCCCACAAUGAAUACAGCUGACGUGUUUAAUGUCAAACAUCUGGUACCUUAUGUCGAGCCUCUUGAGAUUGAAAAUUCGGGGUCGAAUUUUUCAAUACCCCAGGGGACCUGA